AUGCCUGAACGACGGCAAAGGAUCCCGGAGGAAAAAUGGGAGAAACACAAAGGAGACAUCGUUUCACACUUUCUGGAAACGGACUUAAAGCAUGUGAUCGAGCAGAUGCGUCAAAGACACGGUUUUCCAAGAAUCAAUAUACCCGAGCGCUCAGAACCUGGGGUAUUCACAAGUAUAAUAAUACCCAUAUUUACAAAUUUGUCGACAGACGCGUUCGAAGGCGACAAGCACAAGGGAAAUCUAGCAAUGUCAUCCUUUAUGGAAACCACAUUGCUCAGGACAAACUCGAAAAAGGAAAUAGCGAGAAAUGUGACCUUUACUGAUAGAUGCUAUUACACCGAAAAUGCUUCAACUCCUCAUGGCGUCUUAAUAUGUUCUCCUCCAGAAACCAUGGUGUUUCCGCAAAAUCGAGAUCUCCGAAUUGAUAACCUCCCUUGGCUUUUAUUCAAUCAGGAAGUUCAGUCACAGACCAUACUUUAUCAAACUUUGUCCGGUCAUACAACGUUCAUGAGUGGAGGGUCUUCUGAUGCUUUUGGCCGUCACACUCUCCUUCCGGCUCAAGACUUGAUUCUUAUGUCAAUUUAUCCAAGUACUUCAGGCUUCAACAACUGGACUUUUGAUUGUAAUAAUAUGUUUGAUUCACUGCCAGGUAUCGGCUCAGCCUGUGAUUUCUUGCAGCCUCAAAUCAAUGAGUCUGUAGAAAAAUACACUAACUUGGCUUCCACGCCUAUCGACCAUGAGCUCCAGUCAGCGUCCCUUUCAGCGUUAAUGCAAAAAGACAGAUACUUAGUGGAAGAAAGUUCAGUGCAGUGCUCGACACCGUCAAGCCGAACCCCUGAAGGAAGCCUUAUACCCUAUCCGAAUGUUUAUCAACUUUUCAGCCUGUUCAUAUUCAUGGCGACCAACAGUUUCCUGAGCACGGAAGGCGUUGGGAAAAUAUAUGCGUUGACGAUCUUAAAUGGAAUGUCGCUGUCGACACACCAUUUGACGGUUUACGGCAUAGGAGGCGCUUUUGGACCGCGCUAUCACUCGCUGUUGGACAACGAAAUUAUGCAAAUAGUUAAAGUAUUCUGUAAUCUAGGGGUAACUCCUACAGUUCUCCGGGAGGAUAUCGCGCCACUCAACGGAGUUUGUGGGUCUCUAUGGGCUUUCCAAAAUAUUGGAAUACUCCGUUUGCUGCUCAAUUAUAAUGCAGAUCCAGAUUGUCUAGUCUCGGAUGACACAUGUAAAGCUACUGGCGACUUUGGGACGGUAUUGCAAGCUGCCGCCGCGCGUCGCCAUAUACAGAUAGCCAAAGCCUUAAUUGAGGCGGGAGCGGAUAUUGAUUUAGUGUCUAGAGUCUGCGUUGACAAUCGAUGUUAUUUUAUGAACAGAGGUUCUGGGUCUCUGGAAACUCCAAUUCAACUUGCGGCAGAAGUCACGGAUACUGAGAUGGCACUGCUUCUGUUACAGAGUGGAGCAUCGGUGAACUUCCGCUCAAUGUCUACUGUUCUGGACACCGCGAGCAGAUUGACAAUGUUCUUUCGUGCUUUGAGAAUGACAGCUGGUGGUCAGGCAACCCAAAACGAAAAUAUCCGUCUUGUUCAUCAACUUCUCGUUUCAGGCGCAGCCGUGGAUUCCAGGUAUAUCCACUAUGACGAUACACCUCAUCAGAUAGCAGCAAGAUCAUCUAGUAUGCGCGCAGCUUUUUGGUCUACUAUUGUGCAUGCUUCUCCCGCAAAUGACAAUGGGAGAACAGCAAUACAAACGGCAGCAGAAAGUGGAAAUAUUGCAAUUGUCCAAAUGUUCCUCGAUAUGGAUGCCGAUGUCAAUGCGUCUCCGGGCUGGAAAAUAGUGAGGAAAAAUAACAUUUAUUUGCUCAAGUUUCUCCUUCAAGCAGGAGAUGACGUGAAUGCAUUUUCUUUGAGGUAUCUGAACAUGACAGCGUUGCCGUAUGCAGUCAAGCAGAGUUGGUUGGAGGGCGUGCAACGUCUACUGAACUACUAUUCAGAUAUUCCUACGCUCCCUCUAUGUGAGACCGAAGCAGGGAGAUGGGAUACCUGCACCAGCAACGGUUACCUGAUACGUCAUUUGAUCUCACGAAAUGCAGGCAACCAUUAUGGCGAAGCGAUUAGAAACUCAUUGAAAUGGGUAGAUGGAAUAGAGUACCCGCCAGAUAUUGACCUGCUUCGACUGCUACUCGACGCGGCGCGGGCGCCAAUCAGUGGAGGGACAGCAAUUGAUGCAGCAGCUGAACACGGCCACCUGGAUAUGUUGCAACUGCUCUUGAAUGCUUAUGGUGACCGAGAAGGACUUGCGGUAUGCAGUCAGACAGCAUCUUUCGCUGAGAGAGAAGGGCAUAUCGCCAUGGCCGUUUGGCUUAGGGCUUACGUGACUUCUUAA
Messenger RNA from Talaromyces stipitatus ATCC 10500, 2382 nucleotides. Its product is annotated as ankyrin repeat-containing protein, putative. The transcript is spliced from 12 exons. Gene Ontology annotation, molecular function: protein binding. The record is from RefSeq and is a predicted model, not a curated record. Lineage: Eukaryota; Fungi; Ascomycota; Eurotiomycetes; Eurotiales; Trichocomaceae. The coding region runs from base 1 to 2382 and encodes 793 amino acids.